AUGGAUUGCGUACUGGAGACUCCGACAGCGGCUGUGAAGUAUGCUCGCACAAGCAACGCCUUUGCGGCAAAACGGCUUGUGGAAGCACCACUUCUAAACACGUUGCCGAGGUGUAGAAAUACCUUUUGUGUCUCGCAUGCCUCAAAGCAUCCUGACGCUGCGACCGCAAGGGCCUUCUUGGACAAAUACAUUCCGCAGCAGCGAACCGACAUGGAUAUGCAACGUGACGCCGUUCGCCAGCACCAACAAGCCCGUUUUCGUGAAUUUGUAGAGGCGAGCGAGAGGAAGAACGCCAUGAGCGCCAGAGAGAAAGUUAUAGGAGUAAAAUGCCUCAUGCAUCUUGCCGCUCAGAAGAGCCUUCAACAUGCCAAAAUGAUGAACCAUCACCCAAUUGUUAUUCACUCCGUGCGUCACACCUGGCGGACGCUUCUUCUGCAGCUAAAAGAGUACCUUAACGAUGAUGGUUUCGGUGAGAUCCAGGAAAAAGAAGAAGAAGCCCAGCUUGCAUUCCGCUGCCGAGGAGCCUUGGAAAAUGUAUCUGCUCUCGGUGUGUGGUUUGUCGGAGCCAUGUCCAUUCCCUUCCGUCGCUAUGCCGUUCGGAUUCCUACGGAGGAUGGCACGCUUCAAGACUUUGUGGUGAUUGGCCUUGCGUCCUUCACGUACUCGUCGUACGUUAUGGAUGACCGCCGGCUUGCACAAGAGGCCACUCUCGCGGAACUUGAAAGGCUCUCCAAGAGGCUCAGUGUAAACCUUCUAUUUUUACCACCUUUGCUAUUGCCGGAAGAACCUCUACGGGGAAACACCGAUUUCACUCAAACCAAAAGUGCUUCCAUGGAGAUGCUGAUUGCCUAA
Molecule: messenger RNA, 852 nt
Organism: Trypanosoma cruzi
Lineage: Eukaryota; Euglenozoa; Kinetoplastea; Trypanosomatida; Trypanosomatidae
Exons: 1
Coding region: 1-852 (283 amino acids)
Source: RefSeq, a predicted model, not a curated record